Molecule: messenger RNA, 1928 nt
Organism: Tetranychus urticae (two-spotted spider mite)
Lineage: Eukaryota; Metazoa; Arthropoda; Arachnida; Trombidiformes; Tetranychidae
Source: RefSeq, a predicted model, not a curated record
CGCCAAAAUAAAGCUGCCAUAGUAGCCAUGAAGGCGGGAGAUGGGUUUAAAUUUUCCGUUGCAUGGUUUUCAAACAAACAUUUGUUAGCAUACAAAGAUUUUCAAUUGUUUUAUUGCUUUUUUGAUUGUUUCAACAUUUGUGAUUUAUAAUGUCUAGUGAAAAUUUCGACCCAAAAUUAGUUACAACUAAUAAAAAGCGAAAACGGAUAUCUUUUUCAAAAAAUUUAUUGAUGCAAGAACUUCUUAGUGAUGGUUCUACAAGGAUUUUUUCCGAAAAAAUCAAUGAUGAGGAAAAUUGUUCGUUAAUUUCGAUGGCAAUUGAUGAAUCGGACUCAAUUUUCAACAAAACAGUUUAUGACACAAAUGAGAUGGAAUUAUCCCAUUUAUCGCAACUCUCGCAACAAUUUCUUUCGCCACCAACUCGAUCACCAUUAUCCCAAUCACCAUCGAUCUCGGGGAGACAAUCAACUCAAUCACCAUCACCAUCACCAUCAUUUUCAACACAAUCAACAACUCCGUUGUCUAAAUCUCUUAUUCAUUCAGCCAUACCAAGCGAUAUCGAUGAUGCAGUGCCACAAAGCAAUAAUACACCGAAAGAACAAACACUUCAACGAGCUCUUGUACAGGCAAAACAACAAACACCUACUUCAUCAUUUUCUUCUCAAGAUUUAUCCUUGGUAGCUCAAUCACCAUCACCAUCAUUUUCAACACAAUCAUUACCAUCACAAUCAACAACUCCGUUAUCUCCAUCACUAUCUCCUUCAGCCAUGCAACAAGAUAUUGGUGAUACAUUUUAUGAUUCAGUUUUGAUCUACGUAGAUGAAAAAUCUGUCCUUCAAUUGAGCUGUGAAGAUUCGACUCCGGAUCAAUCAAUGAUACAGUAUCAUCAAAGCACAACUUUUGCUGCUGACUUAUUGAAUGAUGAUUCCAUCGAAGUAGAUGAAGAAGAAGAAGGAGUUGAUAACACUCUAAAUUUCAUCGACAAUAGAGCUCCUUCUCCUGUCAGAAAAAUGCUUAACUCGGCCUCCAUCGAUGCUAGAUUGUGGUCGUUUAUUUCAGAAAUAAACGAAGAUUAUGCUUUACUCACCUUUUUGAGAGGAAAUUUUAAAGUUUUAAUCAAAUUUGAUUUACAAGAUGAGGACAACUUGGAAGUUAUCAUGAAUGAAAUUUCAUUACAAUGUCUUAUUGACCAAAACAUAAAAGAAAAGGGUUGGACGCGAAUAAGUGAUGAAGCUGUCCAUUUGCUAACCAAACCAAGAGAUGCAAAACUAAUAAAAAUUAUUAAAAAUUUGGCAGAAGCUCGCUUUGAGAAGUUCAAACAAGAUACAUGUAUCACAACACCAGUGAUGCUGAAUGAUGUUUUGAAAGGGUUGUGUAAAAUUUUCAAUCGCCUCGAAGCUUUGACAGUGGAGUUAGCUGAGUUAAGUUUAAGGCAUGAAUGUAAAAUAAUCAAUGCGGAUAUAACCUCUUUCGAGAUCGCACUUGAAACUUAUGGUUUACGAUACACAUUAUGGGUGGUGCUAUGUUUGGACUUAACAACCUAUCCUGAUUAUCCUUGUAAAGUAAAAUUUGGUGUUCACAAAGCUGAUUUGAAAUUGUACCCCUAUCAUUUAUUGAACCGUGCUGUUAAGAAUGUAUCUACUGGUGAUAGUGAUUAUUUACGAUCUAUUGUGAGGGCAACUAAAAAGUUCAUCAGGGAUUAUCGGCAUGACCAUUCAAGGAAAGCCGUAAGGAUGGUUUUUAAUGCAAAAUACACUGCUAUUCAGACACUGAUAUAUUAAGUUUGUUAUAUCUCAAUAAAAGGAGUGCAUCAAUUUUAUGCAUAAGAAUUGUCAAACCAUCAAACUCAUUGUUGAACUUUUUUCAUAUCAUAACAAUCAUCACAAUUUCAAAAUUUUCAAGCAAAUAAAAUGUAUUGGUAAAUUUAA